Molecule: messenger RNA, 2556 nt
Organism: Fusarium sp. VM40
Lineage: Eukaryota; Fungi; Ascomycota; Sordariomycetes; Hypocreales; Nectriaceae
Source: the annotation of a GenBank genome assembly
AUGCAACCUUCACGCUCUCAACCCCGCGGCCCUGGCAGCUUCGCUCCUUUAUCAAGCUCCUCCGCUCAGCCCUCACAGCUAUCGUCGUCCUCGCGACCUGCUCUGCGCCGAGUCGAAACCUCAGACGGCGAGGAUGAUACCCCUCGUCCAUCUAUCACGAUACCCAAGGCGCGACAACCUUCACAGCCUCAGCCCUCGUCUCCCGCGACACCGAUAUACUCCCAGUUUACGACGCAUGGAAACUCGAGUAGCGCGAGCCUAGGGCACCAUAACUUCUCAAGACCAGCGAACGCGCGCUCCGUUACCCAGGGAUCGCCGGCGACGCUUGUGAAGGGUCAUGCGCGCAAACAUUCAGCUACACAGGGCUCAUUCGAACCUACACUACCAUCUAUGAGCAUUUCGAACAUGUCUUCACAUCUCGGAAUGUCUCACCACAACGCUUCUACGACGUCUGCGUCCGUGGCGGCGGCAGCUGCUGCGGCUGCCUCUGCCGCCAACGUCAGCCUGUCGGCAAGUCAGAUCGCAGCGCAGGCCGCUGUUAUGUCACACCAAAACCAUUCGCGCCAACGCUCACAAACGGUCCCCUUUCCUGGCGACCAAAACGACGGUGUGCGUCGAGGAAGUGGAAGCAAAGGUCCUACAAGUCCGCCCAUGCUGAGCUUGACGGAGGCGAGUGCGCCACGAGAUACCGGAUUUGGACAUCAUGGGGGACAUAAUGAUCGACUUGGAGGAUAUCACUCUUCUGCUGCUACGGCUGCCGCGAACGUGGUAUUCCCACGAUCUGGCCAUAACUCUCCCAGGGUAUCGCCUCAGCCAUAUUCGCAACCUCCCCCACCUCCGCCUGCGUCUGAGAAGCCACCUAAACCAGAGAAAGAGAAAUCCAAGGUCAAGCUGUUCUCCCGUCCAGGAAAAAUUAGCACAAAAGGCGAGACAAAAGAGAAGCCGUUACCAAGUCCGGGGAAAAUUGGCUCGGCUUUAUCAGCGCUUCAGCGUGGGAACUUCAGUACGAACAGCCUUGUUGAUCCGAGCAAUCAGUCUAUCUACAACCUCAACAACUCCUCUUCAGCAACCAUCCGACCUAUCGAGACACCAACUGAGGACAAAGAAAGGGAUAAGGAAAAGGGAAAAGAGAAGGAGAAGAAGCACCACUUCCUUUCGCGACAGAAGCAUAAGCUCAAGGAUGAAUAUCAUCUACCACUCUCAUCGGCUGCCAGUAACUCAUUGCCAACCGAUCCCAAUGCACCAAAUCCUUUAUACAACUUCAAUAUUCCUCCGAGUCCCGCACCCACAUCUUCCACUUUUGCCAAGGCCAAAAAGGACAAGAAACUCGCCGAGCGAGCGGACAGUCGUCUGGAAAGCGAAUCAAGCUUCAAUCUACAGAGCGAAUGGCCGGGGCCUAGUAGUCUACCGUCGCUAUCUCAGCAGUCGACAAUGUAUGACCCUGUUGAUCCUGGGAAACUUGGGCUCCACAACCAUAUGUCGCUGGACGAUGCCUGGCCAUAUCUGAGAGCCAAGCUCUUAGGCAUCUUUGAGGGCGAGGAUCUUCGACUUCCAGUGGAAGACUUCAACCGGGUUGUGCAAAUGCAUAUACAGUACUGCAUGCAUAGACGAUCACCGAAUACCACGUUAGAGGACCUUCGAGAUCUUUUGCACACAGGGUUUUUAUCACUAGAUCGAACACUUCGUCAUACCCCUGAGGAUCGCUUUAUCCCAACUCUGGUAGAGCUCUGGAUGUUUACCUUCACUUCUAUUUUACCGUAUAUGCAAGCUGUUUUUCUUCCGCUGGAUCUCGAGGUGUCAGGUUGCGGUACACUUAUGACCGGAGAGCAGGCCCGCGACUUUUGGGGUGGUGCUAUGAUGUCGUCUUCUACUUCAGAAAGACCAGCACGUGUGGCUCCUGCGCCCUCAGUUCUUGAUGUAAGGAGGCUGGUCCUCAUUGCCUACAGAGAUACUGUCAUUCUGCCACGAUACGACACGCUCAAGACGAUAUUUUCACGACUCUCUCUUGAGUUUCUCCCAUCAUCACUAGCAAGUAUGGCAAUGUCUUCUCCCCCGGAGGCAUCUCUGUCCACUUCUCCCUCAGAAUCCUUUGGACGUCCUGGGACUGCUAUGUCCCUUGAUCCAUCUAAUGCCUCUUACAACUCAACAAGCACAACUCUACUUGGCGAAGGCUCUGCCGGUGGUCGCAGCCGCGCCAUUAGUAACGUUAGUUUCGGCAGUCAUGGGAGUGAUGGUGGAUUGCGACCGUUUACACCAUCUGGCAGUAGCGGAAUCCCACCUCCACCUUCUCUGGGUAGCCUACGGGAGCGCGAGCAAAACGUCGAGGAUUCCAAACACAUCACUGAAAUGGUUGGCCGAAUGCUGCAGUGCAUGAGUGUUCUGUCUGGGGUAUCGGCCGGUGACGUUGGAGCUGAAGGGAACGAGAGGGUUGUGGAGCUGUGUAAGAUGUUGAAGCUCAACUGGCUUGGCAGAGGAAGGACAGGCAGAAACAGGAGAGGAAUGGUAGGUGGCAGAGUGAGGAGAGACGAUAUGAGGGAAGAAGUUCGUGUUAUUUAA